Molecule: messenger RNA, 675 nt
Organism: Enterobius vermicularis (human pinworm)
Lineage: Eukaryota; Metazoa; Nematoda; Chromadorea; Rhabditida; Oxyuridae
Source: the annotation of a GenBank genome assembly
AUGUUAAAAAUCUAUCAUGCAUCUUCAUUGUUAGGAACUGUAUCGGUCGGUGAUAAACGAGAUGAAAUUAUUUCUUGGGUUUUUAGUACCCUUCAUAGUUUUACUCAGCCUAGUGAGAGCGACCCUUACGAAUGCCUAAACCACUGUAUUACUCCAAAUUUUCAAUGCCACAAUGGAAGAUGCGUUGCACGAUCUAAACUUUGUGACGGAAUCAACGAUUGUGGUGAUGCUAGCGACGAAUCUAUAGUACAGGUCUGUAAGAUGUGGCCAAAAAUAAGAGUAGCCCAGCCUUUCGUCCGUGCUAAAGCAGGCAAUAAAUUAUGGCUUACCGCCUUGGUUCCUCAUUUGACCGACAGUUUUCAGGUUUCUUGGUAUGUCCUUCAUGAAUCAAGCAAGCAAAAAGGAGACUGUUUUGAGGAAAAAUACAUUGGUACAGGUACCAAUAUAACAGACAAAGAAGAAUUUCAAAAAAUUUCCUUACAUCAUCAGGAUGAUCACUAUUCUUUGGAACUGGAUGAAUGCAGACCAGAGGACGCCGGAGAGUACCAAAUUCGAAUCGAACCAAAUUUUGAUUAUUUGGAUAAACUGGCUGGUCAACAUAAAUAUAGCAAGAAUGCGUUUUACAUUAAAAAACCCACUUACAGUCAAACAGUUAUAAAUGUAAAGAUCAUUUGA